Opisthorchis viverrini is the source of this 705-nucleotide messenger RNA. RefSeq lists its product as hypothetical. The coding region runs from base 1 to 705 and encodes 234 amino acids. Lineage: Eukaryota; Metazoa; Platyhelminthes; Trematoda; Opisthorchiida; Opisthorchiidae. The record is from RefSeq and is a predicted model, not a curated record. The transcript has 3 exons.
AUGUUUGUCGGAACUGUGCUGAAUUUCGGGAAGACUGGUCAUCAACAUCAAAAGACGAAUGUUGGACAAGUUUACGGUUCCGCUGAUAUCUCCCGUGAGCUCUGUAUGACGGUUUAUCGUCACUGCAACACCCCUUCGGUGCCUAGCUGCCAUGCCACCAAAAGGAAGCACGAGGACUGGGAUAAUACCAGAUUGCCCAAACCUAAAGAAAGAAAGUCGAGAGGCGGAGGUCGGGUUCGAAUCACGGCCUUCCUGUCAGUAAAUUCGCGCUUCCCGCCCCAAAGUCGCAAUUGGUCUGACAUAAGACAACCAGCAGAGUGGGAAACUAAGGGAAAUGCAUGGUGUGCCCAAAAUCGACAAAUACGGCGAACAGCACCAUCGGGACGAGCUUGUAGGCACGGAUUUAUCCGAAAGUUCCUAACCAAGACGACCCUAGAAGAGUGCACGAUAUGUAAAAAGUUUGACGAGAAAACUCAUAAUUUCGUCGACCGAGAGCCUCUGAAGCAUUCGGGCCAACCAGUCCAGUCUCACCAUAGUAAUCUAGGACAUGUGGAAAAAAACACAAGUCAACGGCAAACGGUCCAGAUCCUAAGCAGUACUGCACAAAAGCUGUUUGACCAGGAUGGACUCCAUAAAUUUGGACAAAAUGGGGUGACUGGAACAAGGCAAGGAUCGCCAGGAAAGGAAGCCAUAGUUAAUAAAUAA